Neomonachus schauinslandi (Hawaiian monk seal) is the source of this 1479-nucleotide messenger RNA. It is a transcript of the gene TRABD2B, whose product is annotated as TraB domain containing 2B. Gene Ontology annotation, molecular function: Wnt-protein binding; metalloendopeptidase activity. Gene Ontology annotation, cellular component: organelle membrane. NCBI's taxonomy places the organism in Eukaryota, Metazoa, Chordata, Mammalia, Carnivora, Phocidae. The annotation marks the transcript as partial. The record is from RefSeq and is a predicted model, not a curated record. The transcript has 6 exons. Gene Ontology annotation, biological process: negative regulation of Wnt signaling pathway.
CACCUGCAGCAGACGGAGCUAAACUCCUUCCUGUGGACGAUUCGGCGCGAGCCCCCGGCCUACCUGUUUGGCACCAUCCACGUGCCGUACACCCGCGUGUGGGACUUCAUCCCGGACAACUCCAAGGCAGCCUUCCAGGCCAGCGCCCGUGUCUACUUCGAGCUGGACCUGACAGACCCCUACACCGUCUCGGCGCUGGCCAGCUGCCAGCUUCUCCCGCACGGCGAGAACCUGCAGGACGUGCUGCCGCAGGACCUCUACUGGCGCCUGAAGCGCCACCUGGACUACGUGAAGCUGAUGAUGCCCUCGUGGAUGACGCCCGCGCAGCGGGGCAAGGGGCUCUACGCCGACUACCUGUUUAAUGCCAUCGCGGGCAACUGGGAGCGCAAGAGGCCCGUGUGGGUGAUGCUCAUGGUGAACUCGCUGACGGAGACGGACGUGCGCUCCCGAGGCGUGCCUGUGCUGGAUCUCUACCUGGCCCAGCAGGCCGAGAAGAUGAAGAAGAGCACCGGGGCCGUGGAGCGGGUGGAGGAGCAGUGCCACCCACUUAAUGGGCUCAACUUCUCCCAGGUGCUGUUUGCCCUGAACCAGACUCUGCUGCAACAUGAGAGCGUGCGGGCAGGGAGCCUGCAGGCGCCCUACACCACGGAGGACCUCAUCAAGCACUACAACUGCGGGGAUCUCAACGCUGUCAUCUUCAACCAUGACACGUCCCAGCUGCCCAGCUUCAUCAACACCACGCUCCCGCCGCACGAGCAGGUGACAGCGCAGGAGAUCGACAGCUACUUCCGCCACGAGCUCAUCUACAAGAGGAAUGAGCGGAUGGGGAAGAGGGUCAUGGCGCUUCUGCAGGAGAAUGAAGACAAGAUCUGCUUCUUUGCCUUCGGAGCAGGUCAUUUCCUGGGAAACAACACGGUCAUCGACGUCCUUCGGCAAGCAGGGCUGGAGGUGUUGCACACACCUGCGGGGCAGACCAUCCGCAGCCCUGCCGCCCGGAGCCCUGCGCCCCCCGCCGAGGGGACCUCGGCGAGCCCGGCCCCAGCCACCCCUGCCGCCGCCGCCGCCGUCCCCGCAGCACCCUCGGCCGCCCCCACCGCGCCGCCUGAGGAGGAGGACCCGGCCCUGUCCCCACACCUCCUGCUCCCCGACAGCCUCAGCCAGCUGGAGGAGUUUGGGCGGCAGAAGAAGUGGCACAAGAGGCAGAACAAGCAGCAGCGGCCACGGCAGUUCAAUGACCUGUGGGUCCGCCUCGAGGACAGCACGGCCGCCUCACCGCCCCCGCCGCCCCUGCAGCCUACGCACAGCUCCGGGACAGCAGGGCCCCCCUUGCAGCCCUCAGAGCGGCUUCAGCAGCGGGAAGAGCCUGGCCCCACCAGCAGCUCUGCGCCCUGUCGCCCACAGCCCACCCUGGGCCUCCUCCCCGCCAUCCUGGCCAGUGUUGCCGCCCCCCUCCUGCAGCAUGCCCUUGGGCCCUCCUGA